AUGAUUGGGCUCAACUGGGUCGGCGAGACUGGGUCUAAUGGCGGCACCCACACUCGACAUGCUACUUUGGCACCCAGAUCAACAGAUAUUUGCCCUGUGCAUGCCCUUACACUAAAGCAGCACUUGCAAUAUGUGACCAUGGCCGACGCACUGGGUUAUCCUACUGAUGGAAGCUCCAACGUCAGCGCCAGCUGCUCGAACCACAAAUCCAACGACAAAAGUAUGCGCCUUGCCCUGGAUUAA
Messenger RNA from Kickxella alabastrina, 243 nucleotides. RefSeq lists its product as uncharacterized. NCBI's taxonomy places the organism in Eukaryota, Fungi, Kickxellomycota, Kickxellomycetes, Kickxellales, Kickxellaceae. The coding region runs from base 1 to 243 and encodes 80 amino acids. The record is from RefSeq and is a predicted model, not a curated record. The transcript is spliced from 4 exons.